AAAUGCACAUUUAUUAUUUUAAAAAGAGCACAUUUUCUUAUGUUCUUUUAAAGAAUAGUUACAUGCAAAAAAUGACAACAUGAAAUAUUCCUGAAAUAAGAGCUUAAAUUUGGGGAAUGCAAAUCAUGAGGACCUAGUACUUUUAGCAUUAUAACAAUGGUUUUGCAUAAAUACACACAUCCUCUCUGCAAGUGAAAUAGCAAACCAUGUGUAAGAUAGUUGUACAAUUUUUUUUUUUUUUCUUUUUUGCACAGGUACUAGCUACUGCUGACAACAUAUAGCACUGGGAAGCGGAACCAGAUCUUUGGUUGUUUGUCAGUUAUGUUCUAGUGGCUGACAGAAUAUUUAUUCCCAGAGGUAACUAUUAUAAAUUGCAUGUUUCCCCUUCAGUUGCUACAAGCUUGUGAUGGAGAGUGGGCGGAGAGGACAACCUGUAAUUCAGGAUGGUUUGGAAGCCGGUUGCCUAGGAAACUGGGAUGAGCAGCAAAAUGCCCACCAAAACCAACUGUCAACAAGAUAGGGGAUUUUCUUUUUUGAUCUGCAUUGCUUUCCAAACACAUAUUUUUGGACUCAUCUCCAUCUUACCCUGUAUAUAUCAGCCUACCCCACCCUUCUUAUACAUUCUCACUCUACACUCACCUCGCAGGCAAUUCACAUGAGCAACUAGCACAUAUCUCCAUACUCACAGGACCAUAAUAAAUAGGUACAAAUACGUCUGUGUAUCUAUAUACGUGCUAGUUGCAAAACUCACAAUUUGGAACCUCAACCUUCCCUAUCGCUUUUUCCCAGUUGAAAUCUAUAGCCAAAUAUUCUCCUUCCUGCCUUUGAAUAUUACUUGUCUCCUCUUCUUUGGACUUAUCUUUAACAACUUAAAAUGAUUUUAAGUUGUUUCUCCACCUUUGACACUCAUUCACUUGAAUUCUAUUUCUCUCACAUGUACUAGAAACUACUCACCAAUGAGUCAAACUGUAAAGUAUGGCAACACGUCACACGAUGGAUUAAUGAUUCGCUUCUGGUUUCUUACUUUUGCCUCCACAGAACCACCUAUUAUUGUUUUGCAAAGUUAAGAGUAAGGAUGUGAGAGAAGGAAGUAUUUUAACAGCCAAUGCAGAAUUUCUCCUGCAAAGAAAAAUGGCCUCCCAGAGCCAUUGCUCCAGCUUCCACCUGUCAGAGCAAAGUUAAUGAUCAGGUAGGCCAUGGGGCCAUAGGAAAAGACCUGAGAAUUUAGGUGAGCAAUAAGAGCGUUUGGAAUUUUAAAGUAAAGAAGACAGAUGUGAUAGGACCCCUGGCAUUCUCACUCUCAGCCAAAGGCAGCUUCUUCCCUCACUGCUUGCAGCAUUUGCCAUUGCAUCCCACUCCCCUUUCAGGAGACGAUAUUUAUUGUAUUGGGUCAUCGUGGGAAAUCUCAGCUCAGCAGCAUGGGCAAAUUCCCAAGGUGCUGGGGCGCUUGGCUGUUCCAGGACUAUACUAUGCUGUUUUCUCUCACUUGGAAGUUAGUGUUGACCGAGAGAGAAGGAAAUGAGGGCUCAGUGGUGGAGGGUAUAUGCUCUCUUCCCCAUUCUCCAGUCGCCCUCCCUGCAAGCAUGCGUAUAGAUGCUCUGUGGCCCACACAGAAAUGUCUGCCGUGUGACCAGGCUGUUAUCCUUGGGCCAUAAUCCUUUCUCUUAUUUGGAAAGGAAUGUUCCUCAUACGGAAUAAAAUGUCCAUCCAUGGGAGUGCGGGCUUGAAGGUCUCUCGGGUCAACUCAGAAGCCUCCAUUUCUAGGAGCUGUGAUGGGCUGGCUUGGUGGGGAGUCCUUGGGUUGGCCUUUUAUCCUCAGAGAGAGUACCCUGGUCAGGGAGAACACAGAUCAUUCUGGUUCUUGUGUGACCGAGGGCGGUUAUUUGUUUAGAAGCUGAGACUACCCUUCUCCAGUCUGUCAGAAGGGUUUCGAAGCUGCCGCACCAGGAGCUGUUUCAGAUUACAGGUUUCAGUAACUAAUGACCCCUGUCCUCUCUUCAGCAGUGAAAUCCCCAAAUGGUCCUAGGGGAAGAGAAGGAAAUUUUGACAGCUGCUUAGGGGGUCAUUUCAGAACUAAACCCAGGAGAACCGCUUUUGGGUUGAGAGAGAACUUCCCGCUGUCCACAACAACAACAACAACAACAAAAAGGAAAAGAAGAAGAAAAAAUAGUAGUCUUCAGAAAGGUAGCUGUUUGCAGCUCACCCAGGUGUGCUCUGAAGACCAAACCCCUACCUCAGCAAUUAGUAGGUAACCUUUGAGCUCCUGCACCUCGUAGAAAGCACAACGGCAUCAGCAUGUGUGCACGCACACACGCAUGUGUGCGUGCACACACACACACUUCAUAUGAUCCUACCUACAAAAAAGGAGUUUCUGUGGGUGAGAAAACGAGGCCAGGUGAUAUUCCAAACAGACUGUAAUUUCAGCAGAUCUAUCAAGAACAUUGAUGUAGGAGGCUUGUUAUUGUAAUUCCAGAAGACUUUUCAUUUUUUUUCUUUGGAGAGUGUGUGAAUCAUUGCAAUGCUGUGUUGUUUCCAGAACUGGACAGUGAGCUAAAGAGCAGCAGCUGCCGUUGCCACCACCACCACCACCAGGACAGCAACAGCGACCGCACAAGCUUUGAUCCUGGCUACCAUGGAAUUUCUGGAAAGAACUUAUCUUGUGAAUGACAAAGCCACCAAGAUGUAUGCCUUCACACUAGACAGCGUGGAACUCCAGCAGAAACCCUUGAAUAAAGAUCUAUGUCCUGGAGAGAAGCCAGAGGAACUCGAGUCGGGAGCCAUCAAUCACUGCCACAGCCACUCCAAGGCCACAGAGAACAGGGCAAAGGAGCAAGUCUAUGCCAAGUGGAAACUCUGUGCUGCUUCAGGAAUAUGCUUCGUUUUCAUGAUUGCAGAGGUCGUGGGUGGGCAUAUUGCUGGGAGUCUUGCUGUCAUCACAGAUGCUGCCCACCUCUUCAUUGACCUGACCAGUUUCCUGCUCAGUCUCUUCUCCUUGUGGUUGUCAUCAAAACCCCCCUCCAAGAGGCUGACAUUUGGAUGGCACCGAGCAGAGAUCCUUGGUUUACUGUCCAUCCUUUGCAUCUGGGUGGUGACUGGUGUGUUGGUAUACCUGGCUUGUGAACGCCUGCUGUACCCAGAUUACCAGAUCCAAGCCACCGUGAUGAUUAUCGUUUCAAGCUGCGCAGUGGCAGCCAACGUGAUAUUAAGUGUGAUUUUGCACCAGAGAUGUCCUGGACACAAUCACAAGGAAGUGCAAGCUAAUGCCAGUGUCAGAGCUGCUUUUGUACAUGCCCUUGGAGAUCUAUUUCAGAGCAUCAGUGUGUUAACCAGUGCACUUAUUAUCUACUUUAAGCCAGACUAUAAAAUGGCCGACCCAAUCUGCACAUUUGUCUUUUCUGUCCUGGUUUUGGCCAGCACCAUCACCCUCUUAAAGGACUUCUCCAUCUUACUCAUGGAAGGUGUGCCAAAGAACCUGAGUUACGAUGGCGUGAAAGAGCUCAUCUUAGCGGUGGAUGGAGUGGUGUCUGUGCACAGCUUGCACAUCUGGUCGCUAACAAUGAACCAAGUGAUUCUCUCAGCUCAUGUUGCUGCAGCAGCCAGCUGGGACAGCCAGGUUGUCCGCAGAGAAAUUGCGAAAGCCCUCAGCAGUAGCUUUCCUGUGCACUCACUCACCAUUCAGAUGGAGCCUCCAGCCGACCAGGACUCUGACUGCCUUUUCUGUGAAGACCCCCGGGACUAGCUCAGUCACACUGUCCGCUCCUCAAGUUUGACAGGCCACUACAUGCUGCUCUGCAGUUUCUAGGAAACCAAAGGAAGAAGUUUGAGAAAUUCAUGAUGCAGUACAAUGCACAUCUUAUUCUUCUUUAUGGAGCUCCAUCCACCAUGAAUGAAAAGGCAUUUAAAUUCAUCGACCAAUUGGAUUAUCAACCCAUCACUAGCUGUGUUUGGUUCCAGGAAUGUGUGUAUAGAUUAUUCCUGACUGGGGCUGAAACAGCAGCUGUCUGUAACCACAGGUAAUAAAAAGUUUGUCUGCCUUCAAUAAUACAUCCCAAGGCUGAGAGGGCAAAACUGAACUCAGGAAAGUCUUAUCAGGGAUAAGGAGUCACAACAUUUUUUGAAAACAUGAAAAGCAAAAAUAAGAAUAACCAAGUCAGGGGUCGAAGACAACUAAGAAGCCUAAUACUCCAUUAGAACUUGACUUUCCCCCUAAGCUGGGACAUGAUUUGGGGAGUCACCUUUUGACUCCCUAUCAACAUCACCAUUCAUUAAAUAGGACAGAAAUCCCUCUUUUCAUCUUUUUUUCCUUUUUAAGGAUGCACCUGGCAAAUAUGGAGUUUCCCAGGCUAGGGGUCAAAUCGGAGCUGCAGU
Messenger RNA from Sus scrofa (pig), 4368 nucleotides. The record is from RefSeq and is a predicted model, not a curated record. Lineage: Eukaryota; Metazoa; Chordata; Mammalia; Artiodactyla; Suidae.